Molecule: messenger RNA, 1056 nt
Organism: Ficedula albicollis (Collared flycatcher)
Lineage: Eukaryota; Metazoa; Chordata; Aves; Passeriformes; Muscicapidae
Product: bone morphogenetic protein 8A
Exons: 7
Biological process (GO): SMAD protein signal transduction
Cellular component (GO): extracellular region
Molecular function (GO): cytokine activity; growth factor activity
Source: RefSeq, a predicted model, not a curated record
CCCCCGGUGUCGCGCCCGGUGCUCACCGGGCUCAGCACGCAGAGCCCCCCGCCCGGCAGCGUCGUGAGCAGAGCGGACACCGUGGUCAGCCUGGUGAAUAUGGUGGAGCAGGACCGGGACCUGUUCUCAGCCAAGCCCUACUGGAAGGAGUUCAGGUUCGACCUGACCCAGGUGCCGGCGGGGGAGGCCGUGACGGCGGCGGAGUUCCGCAUCUACAAGGGCCGGGGCAGCCCCAGCCACGGCAACAGCAGCCUCCACAUCAGCGUCUACGAGGUGGCUGCACUGCAUCCCGGCAGGGAGCCCGAGCUGCUGCUGCUGGAUGUGCAGGAGCUGCGUGCAGGGACAGAGGGCUGGCUGGUGUUCGAUGUCACAGCUGCCGGCAGCCACUGGUCAGUGCACCAGAAACACAGCCUGGGGCUGAGGCUCUGUGUGGAGUCCGAGGAUGGGCACAGCGUGGAUCCGGGCUCGGCUGGGCUCCUGGGGCGCAGGGGACCCCGCUCCAAGCAGCCCUUCAUGGUGACAUUUUUCCGGGCCAGCCCCAGCCCUGCCCGUGUCCCACGAGCGGCAAAACCCCCGAGGAGGAGGCAGCCCAAGAAACCCAACGACCUCCCCCACCCAAACAAGCUCCCAGGAAUUUUUGAUGAUGCGCCCGCCGCGGACGGGCGGCAGCUCUGCCGGCGCCACGAGCUCUACGUCAGCUUCCAGGACCUCGGCUGGCUGGACUGGGUGAUUGCUCCACAGGGAUACUCAGCCUACUACUGCGAGGGGGAGUGCGCGUUCCCCCUGGACUCCUGCAUGAACGCCACCAACCACGCCAUCCUGCAGUCCCUGGUGCACCUGAUGAAGCCUGAGGCUGUGCCCAAGGCGUGCUGUGCCCCCACCAAGCUCAGUGCCACCUCUGUGCUCUACUACGACAGCAACAACAACGUCAUCCUCAAGAAGCACCGCAACAUGGGCGACUCGGGGAGUGUUUGGGAUUUGCAGACAGGAUUUUCCUGUCAGACUCCCUCCCAGCCAUCCUUUCCCAAGCAGAUAAAAGCUCUGCUUACUUCCUAA